AUGGCCUUCCCAAACCUCCCAAAGCGAUUUGCCUUGCUCGUCGGCAUCGACCUGUACUUUAACGACGGCUCAAGAAAGAAUGAAAAUGGAGAACCACACUCUCUCAGAGAGCUUCGAGGCUGUGCCAACGAUGUCCGGGCGGUCGCGGAGUUACUUCGAAAUGAAUUCCAGCUGGAGGAGCCUCGCAUUCUCACUUCUCCCCUGACCCUGUCAAGCUUCACGUGUCCCACUGAGCCGACAGAGCCGUCAGAUUGGAAUUCGACACUGGCUGAGCAGGCUGGUCCUGGUGACCUCUUCUUUUUUCACUUCUCUGGGCAUGGGGCACGGCUGCAACCGACGAGCAAAUCCCCGCCCGGGAGGCUGACAGACCCAUCCCUGAUGACGAUGGACUUUUGCUGCGGAAAGCCUGCACUGAACGAGUGGCUGAAAAGGCUCAACGAGAAGCAGAUUCGGACCAUUGUCAUCCUCGACAGCUGCCACUCUGGCGGCGCCUGGAGGACUGAAGGCUGGACGAACGUCCCCAACCUUCCCGCCGACGAAGAGGCAAUCACAGAGACCGCUGUCGAAUCGGGCAGCCGCGAUGGGGAGUUGGAAAUGUCCUGGUCCAUCAACCCGGACGGAUUCACGCUGAUGGCAGCCUGCGAAAGUCAUGAGGGGGCCGCAGAGAAGACUGUCAACGGCACAUCUUACGGCGCAUUCACCCAUGGACUCUUGGCGUGCCUCAAGCAGAACCGACCAAGCGAGGCAAUUGUGACUUAUCGGAAUCUGCGCGACCAGGUCGUCAAGUGGACUCCUCGGGUGUAUGGUCGAGACAGGCUGGCAUUCUUCGGAGACGAGGAGCCAUUCUCGGCAACACCCCUCGUCGUGCGACUCGAAGGAGAGAAUAUUUACCUUCCCAUUGGAAAAGUUCACGGUGUUCGGGAGAAGUCCGAAUUCACAACUUAUCCGCCUACGUCGCACAUAACGUUUUCGGUGGAUCGAGUCGACGACUUCGAAUGCAGCGCCCGGGUGCCAUCGGCCCUCCAUGCGCAAACUUUGCAUCAGCACAACAAUCAGAUCGUUCCGCGUCGCUACGGACCUGACUCUGCCGUGUUUAGGAUGACACAGCGUGGCAAUGACGGCAUCAACCUCGCCGGAUCUCCGUCUUUGACCGGGUACGAAGUCCCGGUGCGCGGGUUGGACCUCACAGGCGUCAACACCGCUCAACGGGCCACAAAAUCUGCCGUUGCUUUGGCUCACUUGACCCGGUUCAGACAAAUCCUCAGCCUCAGUGGCAACGCGUCUCAGCAGCUUGGGCCGUUCGAGCUGACUCUGAAACCGAAGAUUUCCGGGGGCAACCUCUCGGGUGGCCAGGGAAUAGAGUUCGUGUUCAGGAACACAUCCGAAUCUCAGCUCCACUUCACGGUCUUGGUGCUCAGUCCUGGAUUUCAUGUGAAGCAGCUUUACCCUUCGGAGGAUUUUCCAAAAUCGGUGGAUCCGGGCCACGAGGUCUUGUUCACCUUUAACCUGACGGUACCUGACCCGCUCAACGGAUAUGAAGAGCAGCGAGACAUAAUCCGUACAGUUGUCACGAGAGGCAUGCAGCUUUCCUGGAAGAGCCUGGAACUGCCUGACAUAUGGAAUGCUGAUCAGCUGGCCGACAAGCGCAGGGGCUCAGGGAGGGACGCGAAUUUGCUGUCCGAGUGCCGUGAGGAAGCGUACGAUCAUCGCACUAAUUUCUGGGAGAUCACUGGAGGAGCCGGUCCCUCAAGUGGCGUCCGGAGUUUGCCGUGGACGGGGAAGCUAAUUAUAGUGGGGAAGUGA
Messenger RNA from Microdochium trichocladiopsis, 1803 nucleotides. Its product is annotated as caspase domain-containing protein. Gene Ontology annotation, biological process: proteolysis. Lineage: Eukaryota; Fungi; Ascomycota; Sordariomycetes; Xylariales; Microdochiaceae. The record is from RefSeq and is a predicted model, not a curated record. Gene Ontology annotation, molecular function: cysteine-type endopeptidase activity. The transcript is spliced from 7 exons. Bases 1 to 1803 code for a protein of 600 amino acids.